Messenger RNA from Dendronephthya gigantea, 2080 nucleotides. RefSeq names its product ankycorbin-like. Bases 231 to 1817 code for a protein of 528 amino acids. The record is from RefSeq and is a predicted model, not a curated record. Gene Ontology annotation, molecular function: actin binding. NCBI's taxonomy places the organism in Eukaryota, Metazoa, Cnidaria, Anthozoa, Malacalcyonacea, Nephtheidae. The transcript is spliced from 21 exons.
AAAAGAUUAAAAAUUGCGUGAAUUGUUUUGUUUUUUGCAUUUUGUUUAUUUUAGGAUGUUUGUAUUUACUUUUUUAGUCAAAAAUGUCUGAAAUGACCUUUGUGAUCAUGGUUACGACUUAUGUUUACGAUGAAUAUUCGCAUAUUUCGCUAUAUUUACCUGCACGUCAAGGUCCCAAACAUUGAUCAAUGGUCCCAAACUAGUAUUUAGUAAAAAGUUAGACGUUUAAAAUGAAGAAAUUUAAGGACAAACUUGGGAAAGGAUCAUCUUCUCAUGUAGCUUUGAUGGAGUGGACGAAGUAUGAUGAUAAAAUAUUGGAUUAUAUUGUUCAUAGUGAAGAAAAUAAGUUGAGGUUGGCUUUAUUGAGGAAAGGUGUCACACCUUUAAAGAAGAAAUCUGAUGGAAAAACAAUGUUGGAUGUUGCUUGUGAACAUGGUCACGUUGAAUGCCUUGAAGCAUUACUAGAAAGGUGUACUGAUGUUGUACCAGUCAGUAAAGCAGGUGGCUCAGCACUGCAUACUGCCGCAAAAUCUGGGAGUGCAGAUUCCAUUGUUAAAUUAUUGCAAUAUAAAGUUCGAGUUGGAAGUAUAGAUGCGGACAAGAUGACAGCCUUGCAUCAUUCAGCAAGCAAAGGCCAUGUUGAUUGUGUAAGAAUUCUUAUUCAAAAUGGAGCAAAGUUAAAUUCAAGAGAUAAGGAUGGUAGAACACCAUUGUUGAUUGCUAUUCAGGCUGCUCGGGAAAGUAUUGUACAAAUACUUGUGGAAAAUGGAGCAAGAGUCAAUGUCACUGAUAGUGCACAUAAAACACCAUUAAUGUAUGCGUCUUUGAUUGGUCUGAAAGAUGCUGUUUGUACAUUGUUACAACACGGGGCUAAUCCAUUAUUGAGGGAUAGUAAUGGUCACCAAGCUGAAGAUUUUGCUCGGAUCAGUGGCUAUGGUGAAAUUGUGAGGAUAAUUUCUGACACUCCAGUUUUACCCCAAUGGGAUUAUGCUGAGGAAUAUAUUGAUGAUGAGGACUCUCAAGAUGGAUCUGUGAUUGGUAGUAAUGACGGCUCCGAUGUUGCUUCAAUGUUGUCUCAUCCUGAUUCAGAACACAGAUUCGGUAGUGUCUACAGCAGUGACAGACGAUCAUCUUCGCAUUCUGUUUCAACAUUCAUUUCCUCAUCAUCGCAUCCUGGCAGGCUUGAAGCAAAUGUUUGUAAAUUGGAUCAGGAGUUAGAAAGAGAAAAUAACCGAUUAAACACUCAACUGCCCACAAUGGAAAUGUCACACUCAAACAAGAACAAAGUAAACAGAUUGAAGGAGGACAUUAAUUAUAACAAAAUAACUGUUGGACAAUCUGAUGAUGUGGAAAAAGUACAACAGGAGAAUUUUCAGAGGGAAAUAAAUGCAUUAAAAGCAGAAAAUGAGCAAUUGAAAAAUGAGCUGAUUGAUAUUAAUGUUGAUGACAGUAUACCAACUAUUCCUAUAACAGUUUAUCAGGAAUUAAAGGAAUCGACUGAAGAAGAACUGUCAACUUUGAAUGCUAGUUUUUCAAAUUUAAAGAAGGAAAAUGAUAAUUUAAAACGUCAGAUUUUGGAAUUGAAACAUCAAACACGGGAUGAGGCACAAAUGAAAUCUGAGCAGAAAAUUUGUGCUUUGGAGGAACAAGUUUUAAGGCUUCAAAACCAGUUGAUGGAGGCAGAUACUGAGCAUUCCAAGACAAUUAAUGUGUAUAGAUUACAUCUACUCAAUGCACUACAGGGAGUUAUAAGCAAGGAUGUUAAAAAAGCAUUGGAACUUAUUUUGAAAAUACGAAAUGAUGAGCAAUUUUGUUGAUGAUCUGGAUCAUCGAAGGAAAAGGAAUAGAAAAGAUGAAUAGGUAUUCUUUGAAUCCCACUUUAAUGCCUUUUGUAUUUACUGCAGCACACAAACAAUUAUUUUAGCUUAGAGCAAAUCAAAAAAUACAUAAACAACUUACUUCCAUAUACAUUUGAGCAGCCUACAUUGUAGAUGGUCUGUCAACCUGGGGCCGGUUGUAUCAAGCCCGUUUAGCUUAAACGGUGGUUAAGUUCAAAAUAGAAAGCAAGUCUAUCGUUUUA